Molecule: messenger RNA, 945 nt
Organism: Condylura cristata (star-nosed mole)
Lineage: Eukaryota; Metazoa; Chordata; Mammalia; Eulipotyphla; Talpidae
Gene: LCN9
Product: lipocalin 9
Exons: 10
Coding region: 1-945 (314 amino acids)
Molecular function (GO): intracellular sodium-activated potassium channel activity
Source: RefSeq, a predicted model, not a curated record
AUGGUCAGGACUGGGGCGGCGGGGAGGCGCGAGCCCAGGGCGCCCCGACCGGCACAGGUGUCGGGGGUCUGGUACUCGGUCUCCAUGGCCUCCGACGACGUGGCGAGGAUCGGCAGGGACGGGGACCUGCGGCUCUACAUCCGGGACAUCCAGAACCUGGACACCGGGGGCCUGAAGUUCCGCUUCUUCUUCCCGGUGCGGGGGGACUGCGAGGAAGUGGACAUCGUCUGCGAGAAAACGGACAAGAACGGGGAGUACACGCUGGCCUACGCGGGGAGGAACAGGGUGCUGGUGGCGGAGACCGACUACCACCUGUACGUCACCUUCUACCUGCAGAACACCCGGAACGGCACGGUCACACAAGUGCUGGCCCUCUACGGUACCUGCCGCCGGCACGGGCUCGGGCGCCAGAACAUCGUCACCUUCAGCGGGGCACGUAGUCACCUGUGCCAGGAGGUAGACGCCAGCCGGCCGCAGAUCGCCACGGCCAUCGCCUCCAGCAACUUCAACCUGGCGCCUCAGACCCCCCGCAGGGGCAUCAGGCCCAGGCAGCCGCAGGGCGCCUCCGGCGCUGCGCCCCAGACCAGCUACCCAAGGGAGGUGCCCGGGCGCACCUGCCACGCCGCCGGGGCUCAGUCCUGGGGGGCAGCCCCCUCCAGGACCUGCGGCAUCCAGCACCUGGAGCGCGCCGGCGAGAACCUGUCCCUGCUCACGAGCUUCUACUUCUGCAUCGUCACCUUCUCCACCGUGGGCUACGGCGACGUGACGCCCAAGAUCUGGCCGUCGCAGCUGCUGGUGGUCGUCAUGAUCUGCGUGGCCCUCGUGGUGCUGCCUCUGCAGUGGAGCGGCCCGGCCUCCGCCGACGUGCUGCCGGGAGGUGUCCAGAGGCCCCGGGAUGCCCUGCCCGGCCCUUGCGGGCCGUCCUCGCCCAGCGAUGCCUGGUGA